GGCGGGGAUGCCCGGAGUGACCUUCGAGCUCCGGACAGGAAGAUCGAGGGCGUCCUGACCGGCUGGGGCGACGGGCCGGGCGGGAGCGACAGGCGGUCGGCUUGCGGGAAGGCCUGUCCAGGUGCAUAAUGGCAGAACGUGUGUCUCCACUGAAGCACUUUGUGCUGGCAAAGAAGGCCAUCACUGCGAUCUUAGGCCAGUUGCUGGAGUUUGUUACUGAAGGGUCACAGUUUAUUGAAGCAACUUUCAGGAAUCCGGAACUUGAUAGCAUAGCAACUGAGGAUGAUCUAGUGGAAAUACAAGGCUACAGAAACAAGCUUGCCGUCAUUGGGGAGGUGCUGUCGCGGAGACAUUUGAAAGUGGCAGUUUUUGGCAGGAGGAGUAGUGGCAAGAGCUCUGUCAUCAAUGCAAUGCUGUGGGAUAAAGUUCUCCCUAGCGGGAUUGGCCACACAACCAACUGCUUCCUGAGUGUAGAGGGAACCGACGGAGAUAAAGCCUACCUUAUGAACGAAGGGUCAGAUGAAAAGGAAAGUGUGAAGACUGUUAAUCAGCUUGCACAUGCUCUCCAUAUGGACAAAGACUUGAAAGCUGGCUGCCUUGUGCAUGUAUUUUGGCCCAAAGCAAAAUGUGCCCUCCUGAGAGAUGACCUGGUUUUAGUAGACAGCCCAGGAACAGAUGUUACCACAGAGCUGGAUAGCUGGAUUGAUAAGUUCUGCCUCGAUGCUGAUGUCUUUGCUUUGGUUGCAAACUCAGAAUCCACACUGAUGAACACGGAGAAACAUUUUUUCCAUAAGGUGAAUGAGCAGCUCUCCAAACCAAACAUUUUCAUUCUGAACAAUCGUUGGGAUGCUUCUGCCUCAGAGCCGGAAUAUAUGGAGGAUGUGCGCAGACAGCACAUGGAUAGAUGCCUUCACUUCUUGGUAGAAGAGCUCAAAGUUGUGAGUCCUUUGGAAGCUCGGAAUCGGAUCUUUUUUGUUUCAGCCAAGGAAGUUCUCAACUCCCGAAAACAUAAAGCCCAGGGGAUGCCAGAAGGUGGUGGGGCACUGGCCGAAGGAUUUCAGGCAAGAUUACAAGAGUUUCAGAAUUUUGAACAAACUUUGGAGGAGUGUAUCUCGCAGUCAGCAGUGAAAACAAAGUUUGAACAGCACACUGUCAGAGCUAAACAGAUACUAGACACUGUGAAAAACAUAUUGGACUCAGUAAACGUGGCAGCAGCAGAGAAGAGGGUUUAUUCAAUGGAAGAGAGGGAAGACCAAAUUGAUAGACUGGACUUCAUCCGAAACCAGAUGAACCUCCUAACACUAGAGGUUAAGAAGAAAAUCAAGGAGGUCACGGAGGAGGUGGCCAACAAGGUUUCUUGUGCAAUGACAGAUGAAAUUUGUCGACUGUCUGUUUUGGUUGAUGAGUUUUGUUCUGACUUUCAUCCUUCCCCCAGUGUACUGAAAGUGUAUAAGAGUGAAUUAAAUAAGCACAUAGAAGAUGGUAUGGGAAGAAAUUUGGCUGAUCGGUGCUGUGAUAGCUCCGUGGCUGAGGGUGGGACCUCAUGCCCACCUCCACUGUCUACACCAGGAUCCUGCCUGGCUUGA
This is a messenger RNA of Alexandromys fortis (reed vole), 1586 nucleotides long. Its product is annotated as mitofusin-1-like. The record is from RefSeq and is a predicted model, not a curated record. Gene Ontology annotation, biological process: mitochondrial fusion; mitochondrion localization. Gene Ontology annotation, molecular function: GTP binding; GTPase activity. Gene Ontology annotation, cellular component: mitochondrial outer membrane. NCBI's taxonomy places the organism in Eukaryota, Metazoa, Chordata, Mammalia, Rodentia, Cricetidae.